Bombyx mandarina (wild silkworm) is the source of this 3393-nucleotide messenger RNA. RefSeq lists its product as uncharacterized. The record is from RefSeq and is a predicted model, not a curated record. NCBI's taxonomy places the organism in Eukaryota, Metazoa, Arthropoda, Insecta, Lepidoptera, Bombycidae.
UCUUGAGCAACUGACCGAUUCCCGUACACAACUUAGUCACCCAAUAUAUUUUUACAGAUUUAGCUCUGAUAGUAUAAAGCCAAAGAUGGUUUAAUUUAUUUUAGUCUUUCAUUACUUUUGUCUUUUAUUUUAUAAUGUUGAUGUUCGUCUUAGUUGUCUUUUGAAAACUUUGCAGGGUUAUAAAUUUAAUCUAAAUUAUUGUGUUUGAAUUAAUACUCAUUUUAAUUUUAGAAAUCUCUAAUGACAACUCUGCUGUACAAUAUUUGCUAAUGGAACAUAAUUAUGCUGAGACAAGUAAAUCAAGGGGAAAGCCUAGAAUUGAUAGCGUCAGAUCAUCCAUCAUACAACCUCAACUAGAUAUAAAUUUUGAACAAAUUCAUAACAAUGUUCUCUCUUGCUCCAAUAAUGACAUGAAACAGUCACACAAAAAUUUCAAAAACAAAUUGACAUUGCCUGAACAGAGUAUUACACCAAAAGAGGACACCAAGAGGCACAAACUCGAGCUUACUACUGGUACAAGCCAUACUUCCUACUCUGCUGAUAGGACUGAUCUGAUGGUGGCCAUCACGACCGAUAAAUCAAACUACAUCAGUGAAGAAAAUUCAGAACUGGUACAAAAGCUUCUGCACAAGGCGAUCCUCGACUUUUGUGAUGGAGAUAGGCCUGUACAUCCCUUUCCAUCGUUUCAAAUAAAACCGACGUAUUCAGAAGGAGUCCUGAAACUUUGGUGCCUAGACAAAUUCACAUUAGCUUGGCUAACAAAAGCAGUCUCCGAUAUAACCUUACCCGCUGACGUUAAACCAAUAGUUAAAAAAUUAUCUGAUCUUCCAACGUUCAUUCGCUGCCGUAUCCUCAUACCGGGUACAUGGGAAGAUAAAGACAUGGUUUUCCGAGUUCUAAUGAACCAAAAUCAUUGGGCACAGAUAAAUCGUUGGCGCACGUACAGGUACCUACCACAAAAAGGUGUGGCAUUGUGUGUAGUGGGUGUACCUGAUGAUGUCAUCCCGCGUUUAUUGGAGGCGGGGCGGAGACUCAGUUUUAUGUUGGGCUCCGUUUACGUGAAGUUAAAUACGGGUAUACGGAAAUUUAUUCGGACAUUGCCGAAAUCAAAUAACUCCGUAGUAGACAGUCCUAUAGACGAGAGCACCACGUCCACAAUAACAUUAGAGGAAGUGUCAAGCACUAGUAACAUGAUAGAGCCCAGAGUUACUAUAGGAUUUAUACGACCAACAACUGAGCCUAUCGAAUUGGAUAUGGAAUUGCCCAGUGUAUUGCUCUCUGAAUCCAAUGAUGUGGAAGUGGAGGAGGUUGCAUAGCAGCCGAAACUAUUCAAAUUGAAUUCACAUCACGCAGAAAAGUUGACUCCACUCUAAUGACGGUGGCCUCGAUUGCUAACUAUCUCCAACCAACCUACAAACAUGGUGGAGGAAAAAUAAAUCGUUAAAAUAACCAUUGUUUGAGUAAAUACGAGUGUUUCAACAUAAAAAAUAAAAUGGCUACGAGAAUGUGAUCAUAACAGACUGUGACACUUGUCACGAUUUCGUGGGAUAUCAAAACGCAAUUAAGAGGUAGCGGUUAACUUUUGAAAUAAGAAUCCUUUGGAAAAAAUAGACAAUGUAUGUAACUUAAAAAACGCUAAGAUGUUAAGUCACAAAUUAAACGAUUGAAUGUGGAGUCUUAAUCAAUCAGUUCAAUACCUCUGUGAAGACAUAAUAUUGUCUUACGUCACGACACCUGCAUACAAAGCGUGAAGAUGUAAUAAGUUUUUUUUAGAAUGUAAAACUUUUCAGGAGAUUUAGUCAAUAAUGUUUUAACAGGUAAUCUAUGUUGGGUUUUAAUGUAAAAUUAUUAUGUGAGACAAAAACUAAAACCAAGCCAAAAUUUAGUCUUGUUCAGUUAUUGGAUGGGGUAACAGAUGCAGUGUGAGUGACUUAUGUUGAUGGCUGCUUAGAUUAGAGUCUUAAAUAAUAUUAAUCGAGAAACAAGGCAGAGAGAAGAAGAGAGAAUAUAAUAUGUAUAUAUACAUAUAUUAUAAUGUUGCUAGUCCCAUGGUCACGUUUAAAUUGCACACUUAUUUACGCCCCAGGCCAUAGAUUGUAUGGUCUUGGCAUGCAGUUGAACCCUAUUGAAUAUUUGUGCGCUUCGAUUACAGUGCCUACUGCUUCGAACAUUCUGUGUAGUUUGUCUAUUCUUUAUCAAUGAUGCUACUGCUCUUUUUGUUUUUAUUAUAUUAUUAUUAUAUUUAUUAUAUAAUUUUUAAUGGUUUUAUUUGUUAAGAGAUGAACUUUGUUGCCACGAGGUAUAGUUUCUAAAUUCUAAAAAGUGCCUGUUAAAUUUUUUACACUUUACUUAUUGCGACAUGAUUGCAUAAAUUUGGUAAAAUACUAAUCGCCAUAUAACAUUUUGAUCAAUAAUAUUCUAAACAGAUAAUAAUGCAGAUGAAAUUUGCAUGUCCAUGAGCCAGCUUUUCUCAUAUUAAUGAGUCAAAACAAGAUAAUAAUAUAAAUAACUAAAUAAUAAACAGUAAUUUACCUCUAAAUUUUAAAUUACGUAAGUGAAAUCGUGAGAUAUAUAUUAUCAAAAAUGCUCAUAGUAGUUUCAAGCUUAUAAACAAUUACAUACUUAAUGUUAUUAGUAGUUUCUUUAAUUACAUUAAUUUAUCUUCUACUUGAUCUUCAUUUGAAUAUACAGUCGUGGUCAACUAAUUAGGGACAAUCUCUAGUUAAGCCAAAUUGUGAAUAUUUUUUUUAUUUUCCAACGAGUCUUAGCAAUGUUCCAUAUCUUUUACAUGUAAGUGUAAUUAGUCAUUUAUGUGCGCGAUUAUACAAACAAUAAUAACUUCUUAAACAUUAAACCUCUUUACAGUAUAGCUGAUACAAUAUCAUAGUGCUAUUGGUUCAAAUAAUGCUGGCUGGCCAUUUAAUUAGGGACACUGAGGUAUUGUGUUCUAAUUAAAAAAUUGGAAUUUUAAUACUUUUUUGUUUCUUUUCUUAUUGUUUAGUGGUCGUUUUGGCGGCAAUCCCGAUUUUUUAUUUUAAGUUUUGAGAAUUAUUUUGAAGAAAAAUAGACAAAAAUAAAAGUUGCGAUCCGACACUACGAAAAAUUAUCAUGAAGUUUGUCGAGCGUGGUUGGUCAUACCGAAGGAUAGCACAACAUUUAAAUUGUUCAAAAACUAUGGUAUGCAAUGCAGUGCAACAUUUCAAACGCUAUAACACAGCUUUAAACGUGUCCAGAACAAAAAGAUAGAGAAAACCGACUCCGCAAGAAGAUAGAAUGAUAACCAGGUUAGCUAAGAAAGAUCCGUUUCUAGGCUCUAUUUUAAUUAAACACGAAGUGUUUGGGGCAAACGAAAGAGCCGGUGUAUUUGCGAGAACCGUUCGACGAUGUUUGGUA